This is a messenger RNA of Lampris incognitus (smalleye Pacific opah), 786 nucleotides long. It is a transcript of the gene crybb2, whose product is annotated as crystallin, beta B2. The coding region runs from base 23 to 649 and encodes 208 amino acids. Lineage: Eukaryota; Metazoa; Chordata; Actinopteri; Lampriformes; Lampridae. Gene Ontology annotation, biological process: lens development in camera-type eye; visual perception. Gene Ontology annotation, molecular function: structural constituent of eye lens. The transcript is spliced from 5 exons. The record is from RefSeq and is a predicted model, not a curated record.
CAUCGUUACCCAUCCAUUCACUAUGGCCACAGACCACCAGAACCCUGCAUCUAAGCAGCAGCAGCCUGGGACCAGUGCUUUCAAGCUUAUCAUCUAUGAGCAGGAAAACUUCCAGGGACGUUGCCAUGAGCUGACUGGUCCCUGCAACAACCUCCAGGAAGCAGGCGUGGAGAAAGUGGGCUCCAUACUGGUGCUGUGUGGACCAUGGGUGGGAUAUGAGCAGGCUAACUGUAAGGGGGAGCAGUAUGUGUUUGAGAAGGGGGAGUAUCCUCGCUGGGAUUCCUGGACCAACAGCAGGCGCAGUGACACCAUCUUUGCAUUCCGCCCCAUUAAAGUGGACAGCCAGGAGCACAAGAUUGUCCUUUAUGAAAACCCAAGCUUUGCGGGGAAGAAGAUCGAGAUCAUAGAUGAUGAUGUUCCUAGUUUCCAUGCACACGGCUACCAGGAAAAGGUCUCCUCUGUGAGAGUUCACAGUGGCACCUGGGUGGGUUAUCAGUAUCCAGGCUACAGAGGCUAUCAGUACCUGUUUGAAAAGGGAGAAUACAAGGAAAUCUCUGAGUUUGGAGCCCAACUUCCUCAGAUCCAGUCAGUUCGGCGUAUCAGAGACAUGCAGUGGCAUCAGAGGGGUGCAUUUCACCCCACCGCCUGAGCUUAUUAUUAAUUUAUGUAAUGACUAAUGAUCUCUGCAACCUUGCUCCUUUCCAAACGCCAUUUCCAUCACCUUUAAAUUGCAAUUCGAACUAUUGCAGUUGUUGCAGUAGAGGCAUAAUUUGAAGCAAACUAAUA